GAGUCACUGGAAGCAUCCCCGGUGCACCAGGCAUCCUUCUGGGCUGUGGAACCAGCUUUGAAAGACCUGGAGUGGCCUGUGGUGCUGAAAGAGGUCACUUACGUAGUCCUGACAUCUUCCAAACCUCCUGGAAUACCAUGGUCACUUUGACGUCUAGACCGUCGAUAUUUGAAGGAAGCAACUUCAUCAGGCAGCCAACUGUCCAGUGUCGCCUUGGAGAAAUUCCACACUUUGGGGUGUCAUUGUCUUGCUUCCACCUACUUCCAGCAAACUCACUCACAGGUUGGACACCGAGGGACAGUGAGAGAUUAUCCAGGUUUUAGCCCAUCAGUGGAUGCUGAAGCUAUUCGUAAGGCAAUCAGAGGAAUCGGAACGGAUGAGAACAUGCUCAUCAGCAUUCUGGCUGAACGGUCGAAUGCACAGCGGCAGCUGAUUGUGAAGGAAUACCAAGCAGCCUAUGGAAAGGAACUGAAAGAUGACCUGAAGGGUGACCUCUCUGGUGAGUUGAAGAAUCUCAUGGUGGCCCUCGUGACACCACCGGCAGUGUUUGAUGCAAAACAGCUGAAGAAAUCCAUGAAGGGCACGGGGACAAAUGAAGAUGCGCUGAUUGAAAUCUUAACCACCAGGACAAGCCGGCAGAUGAAGGAGAUCGGCCACGCCUACUGCACAGUAUACAAGAAAAGUCUCGGAGAUGCGAUUAGUUCUGAAACCUCUGGUGACUUCCGGAAAGCUCUGUUGACUUUGGCUGAUGGCAGAAGAGAUGAGAGUCAGAAAGUGGAUGAGCAGCUGGCCAAAAAGGAUGCCCAGAUUCUCUAUAAUGCCGGUGAGAAGAGAUGGGGCACGGAUGAGGAUACCUUCACCGAGAUCCUGUGUUUAAGGAGCUUUCUUCAACUGAAACUGACAUUUGAUGAAUACAGAAAUAUUAGCCAGAAGGACAUUGAGGACAGCAUAAAAGGAGAACUGUCUGGGCAUUUUGAAGACUUACUGCUGGCCAUAGUUCAUUGCGCAAGGAACAUGCCCGCCUUUUUAGCUGUAAGACUUCAUCAGGCUUUGAAGGGUGCUGGGACUGAUGAGUUUACUCUGAACCGCAUCAUGGUUUCCAGAUCAGAAAUUGACCUUUUGGACAUUCGAGCAGAGUUUAAGAAGCAUUAUGGGUAUUCCCUGUAUUCGGCAAUUAAAUCCGAUACCUCUGGAUACUACGGAAACACGCUCUUAAAGCUCUGUGGAGGAGAAGACUGAGUCAGAACAUCUUCUCUGAAGGCUGCUUCCACGACGGGCUUUUCCUGCUACUCUGCUUACGCCUGUCUCGCAGCGUUGACAAGCAGGUGUCAACAGCAACCUGUUUUCCUAAUAGAAAAUUUCACUAUUCCAUAAUAACGGCAACAAAAAGUGAUUAUUGUGGAAUCUCAUCAUGGUGUAGCAGUUUCUAAAUGAAAUCUUUUAAUAGUAUUGAGGAUUUGUUAAUCCCAUCCAAAUUAUAUUUCUGCUUUGAAAGUGAGAAUCUUUGCACUGUUCUAAAAUAUUAAAUGCAGAACCACGUAAUACAAGUUGUGUCUUUGUCAAAGGUAAUCUGUCUGUGUCUAGCAUAUACCAGCAUUGUUUGGUACCUGCCACCAACGACUAAUAGUAUUUUAAAACAUAUUUUGUUAUAAAAGCUGUUGCUGCUUCAGUUUAUCUAUUAUCUUAUUAAUCACAUUCAUCCUUAAAAAACAAAUAAAAAUGAAGAUGUAUGUAA
Molecule: messenger RNA, 1735 nt
Organism: Camelus dromedarius (Arabian camel)
Lineage: Eukaryota; Metazoa; Chordata; Mammalia; Artiodactyla; Camelidae
Gene: ANXA3
Product: annexin A3
Exons: 12
Coding region: 385-1239 (284 amino acids)
Cellular component (GO): cytoplasm
Molecular function (GO): calcium ion binding; phospholipase inhibitor activity; calcium-dependent phospholipid binding
Source: RefSeq, a predicted model, not a curated record